CAUGAAUGAAAUAUAAAAGAAUGUUCACGGCUGCAGGCAGCAUCGUGAGGGGAGGCGAUGGCCGUUUCAUCAAAGCCUUUGCGGUGAAUCUUGGGGGAGGUUCCAUUACCCGUGCAGAGCUUGCUGGUAUUGUGCAUGGUCUAAGACUCACCUGGGAAACUGGAGCUAGGAAGGUUCUCCUACAAACAGACUCAGCAGCAGCUAUGAGCAUCAUCGAGAAAGCAACACACCAUCAUCCACACUUCACAGCGGUUGCGGAAAUCAAAAGCUGGUUAAGUAAAGACUGGCAACACGUCUACAGAGAAGCCAAUGUUGUGGCAGAUCAUCUUGCUUCCAUAGGUCAUAUUUGGCCUAUUGGUUUACAUGUUUUUGAUAACCCGGACAGUACUUUAGCCUACUGGUUGUAUUAUGAUAUCAUUGGGGUUCAAACCCCUCGUGCAGUUCAUGAAUAAAGGUUGAAGCGCCCUUUAAGCGCUCCGUUUCACACAAAAAAAAUGUCAUGGUCAGAGAUAUAUAUAGUUACCUAAGUAGCUUGUUCGGAUCACAAAUUAGGAGUGGAAGUUUAGAUUGGGUGCUAAUAGCUCUUCUUUCUUAUAUAGGUGUAGUUGUUUGACAUAUUAUCUCUUUCCAGAGGAACUCCUGCUUUUGGCUACGCAUUAUACUUAACACUUAACCAUACAUCCAACACACUAAUUCUUGUGAUUAAAAAAAAGUUAUUAUUUUCUCUUAACUACAUUCCUUUACUUAACUUAAUAACAUUUUGAUAACAAA
This is a messenger RNA of Linum trigynum, 771 nucleotides long. Lineage: Eukaryota; Viridiplantae; Streptophyta; Magnoliopsida; Malpighiales; Linaceae. The record is from the annotation of a GenBank genome assembly.